Molecule: messenger RNA, 2219 nt
Organism: Canis lupus familiaris (dog)
Lineage: Eukaryota; Metazoa; Chordata; Mammalia; Carnivora; Canidae
Gene: KRT9
Product: keratin 9
Exons: 10
Coding region: 1-1974 (657 amino acids)
Cellular component (GO): keratin filament
Molecular function (GO): structural molecule activity
Source: RefSeq, a predicted model, not a curated record
AUGAAUUGCAGACAGUUCUUGUCCUCCCACUGCAGCCGUGACAGCUCUGGGGGUGGUGGGGGCAGCAAGAUGUUCUCCUGCAACCGCAGCAGCUUUUCAGGGGCUAGUGGAGGAGGGGGCCGAUUCAGCUCUUCUAGGAGCUUCGGAGGGGGCAGCUCUGGGGCCUGUGGGAGGGGAGGUGGUGGCAGUUUUGGCUCUAGCUACGGUGGAGGAUCUGGGGGCGGUUUUAGUGCUGGUAGCUUUGGGGGACAUUCUAGGGGCUUCAGUGGUGGUUCUGGAGGAGGCUUUGGCGGUGGAUUUGGAGGAGGCUUUGGGGGCUUUAGUGGUGGUUCUGGAGGAGGCUUUGGGGGGCCUGGGGGAUUUGGCAGUGGCUUUGAUAGUGGUGCUGGUGGUAUUCUGGGUGCUGAUGAGAAGACCACCAUGCAGGACCUCAAUUCCCGGCUGGCCUCCUACUUGGAUAAGGUGCAGGCACUGGAGGAUGCCAACAAGGAACUGGAGAGUAAGAUCCGGGAGUGGUAUGACAAGCAGGGGUCUAGGACCUUCCAUAGGGAUUACUCCCCCUACUAUGACACUAUUGAAGACCUCAAGAACCAGAUUGUGAACAUCACAGCGGACAACAAUAAGACCCUCCUGGAUCUUGACAACACUCGAAUGACAUUGGAUGACAUCAGGAUGAAGUGUGAUAUAGAGAACAACUUGCGACUAGCAGUGAAUGCUGACAUCAAUGGCUUGCGGAAGGUGCUGGAUGACCUGACCAUGCAAAAGUCUGACCUGGAGAUGCACUAUGAGUCUCUGCAGGAGGAACUGAUUGCCCUCAAGAAGAAUCACGAGGAUGAGAUGAGCCAGCUGACUGGACAGAACUCUGGAGAUGUCAAUGUGGAGAUGAAUGCUGCUCCUGGCAGAGAUCUCACCAAGAUCCUCAAUGACAUGCGUGAGGAGUAUGAGCGAAUCAGUGCUAAGAAUCGUAAGGACAUUGAGGAGCAAUAUGAGACUCAGAUGAGCCAAAUGGAGCAGGAAGUGAUGAGUAGUGGCCAGGAGAUGGAGUCCAACCACAAGGAGGUGACCCAGCUCCGGCACAGCAUCCAGGAGAUGGAGAUUGAGCUGCAGUCUCAGCUCAGCAAGAAAUCGGCCUUGGAGAAGUCCUUGGAGGACACCAAGAACCACUACUGUGGCCAGCUGCAGCAGUUGCAGGAGCAGAUCAGGAGCCUGGAGGGCCAGAUCACUGAGAUCCGGGGAGAAAUUGAGUGCCAGAAUCAGGAAUAUAGCCUUCUGCUCAACAUCAAGACACGGCUGGAGCAGGAAAUUAAGACCUACCGCAGUCUCCUUGAGGGUGGCCAGGAGGACUUCGAAUCUCAUGAAUCUGGACAAAGUCAUUUUGGAAGUGGCGGAAGUAGACAGCAAGGUGGAAUUGGAGGCAGUCAUGGAAGAGGAUCCAGGGGAGGAAGUGGUGGCAGCUAUGGCAGGGGAGGAAGUGGAGGCAGCUAUGGAGGAGGAAGUGGAUCUGGAGGAGGAAGUAGUGGCAGCUAUGGUGGAGGAAGUAGUUCUGGAGGAGGGAGUGGAGGCAGCCAUGGAGGAGGAAGUGGUGGCAGCUAUGGUGGAGGAAGUAGUUCUGGAGGAGGAAGUGGAGGCAGGGGAGGAAGUGGAGGCAGCUAUGGAGGAGGAAGUGGUUCUGGAGGAGGAAGAGGUGGCAGCUAUGGAGGAGGAAGUGGUUCUGGAGGAGGAAGAGGUGGUGGCUGUGAAGAAGGAAGUGGAUCUGGAGGAAGAAGUGGUGGCAGCUAUGGAGGAGGAAGUGGAUCUGGAGGAAGAAGUGGUGGCAGCUAUGGAGGAGGAAGUGGAUCUGGAGGAGGAAGUGGUGGCAGCUACGGAGGAGGAAGUGGAUCAAAAGGUGGAAGUGGAAGAUCAUCUCAGGUCCAGUCCUCUUCCUCCAAAUCUGGUGAAUGUGAUGAUACACAAGGCUACCACAUUCAAUACUAGAGCUCCUGUAAACUCUCCUGGCCCUGCCCCAGCCAAGUAUUCUCCAGACAGGCAGCCCCCAGAUGAAGCCUGCUCAUUGUCUUCUGGCAUCAGAAAUAGCUGGCCACAAGGCCCAGAGCUCAUGUGGAACUGGGCUGAGUGGGCAUGUGUACCUCUGGCCGCCCAUGGGCUCCCUCCCUUGGGAGGGUUGGGGAGAUCUCUCUUAAACUGUUUGGUCUGGGGUUGACCCCAUUCCCUGCCCCAUC